Molecule: messenger RNA, 951 nt
Organism: Periophthalmus magnuspinnatus
Lineage: Eukaryota; Metazoa; Chordata; Actinopteri; Gobiiformes; Gobiidae
Gene: c1h19orf67
Product: chromosome 1 C19orf67 homolog
Exons: 7
Coding region: 1-951 (316 amino acids)
Source: RefSeq, a predicted model, not a curated record
AUGGCGCACACCUCAGAUACUGGCGCACACAGAGCGGGGAUGGCGCAUACCUCAGACACGCCCGGACCAGAGCAAGAGAUGCGCCAAAGCGAGUGUCCAGGACCUGAAGACUCGCGCUGUGCCGAAGAGGCGCACUCAGCCGUGCCGUCCCUGUCAGUGCUGACUGCUGUGAUGCUGGCGCCCCCGUGUGGUGACGACACAACCUCCAGCUGCCCUGGCGACACGUGCUGUCUGGAGGAGAGUGCGUCCGACCCCAGGCUGUCCUCAGUGAAGCAGCACAUGCAUUUCUUUAUCAACAAAGCAGAUGACCUCCACAAACAGCUCUCCAAAGGUGUUUCAAACAGAGAAGAUAAUACAGCGUUGUUGGCCAGUUUCCUGUUCACCUGCCAGCCGAUCUUUAACUACCUCGCAGCAACAGCCCAUGGCCCUGUGUCAGACUCAGUGCGUUCUCAGCUUUUGGAGUGUUCUCAGAUUCUCUGUAACAAACUGGAGAAUUUGGUGUUGACAUGUGCCGGCAGCCGUCUUGUGUCUCUGAAUGAAGCGGAGCCUCAGAGCAUUUCCCAUUUCCACAUCGGCCAGUUCAGAUUGAGCCCAUUCAGCGUGACAAUUUUUUGGUACUGUCGGCCCACUCCAUUUCUGGCCCAGGCCGACACGGGAUUCCACAAACGAAUGCGGUGGAAUGUGGGCCAGCUUGGUGAAACAGAAACAGAUAACACUGAAUUUUACUUCCUGUGUUGUGAAGAUGUGGACACUCUGUCUGGAGGUGUGAGAAUGUGGUCCAUCGGUCAGUGGAUCCAGGUCAGCCCUGAAACUGACGACAUAGAAGAGUGGAUCCUGUGUGGGGUUCCUCAGGGCACAUAUCUGAAGCGCAUGAUUUUGGGGAGUGAGGAGCCGUCCUGUGGCGACGCUACUGAUUGUCUACUGCAGCUGAUAAUGUUGGACCAGAAGUGA